AUGCCUGCCGUUUGCCAACGCGCCAUGGCCAAUCAGCUGCCGCUCACCCCUCCUGACUCUGGGUCCGGGUACGGAUACAGUUCGAUGCACUACGCUCAAGAUUCCUAUGCGCCACAUCAGACCAUGAGCCGGAACCGUCACGACAACAACUACGACUACCAGCAGUCAUACAUGCAACAGUCGUUGGUCGGGCAAGCGCCCCCGCAGACAGCGUAUCAGUAUCCGCAAACCGCCUACCCAUCAGCCAACGGCCUGCCACCCAUCACAAACUACUACGAACCCAUCGGUGCUCCCAUCCUUCCGCCGCUGCGCAUCCAGGAUACGGUGUCGUUCUCUGAUGACUAUCAGCGCCGACUUCACCAGGAACAGCAGACGGCCGCAGCACGUGAACGGCAAUGGCCCGCUGCAAAGGAGGAGAAGCCUACGGGUGGCGUGUCUGCGAAACUUGAUUAUGAGAUGGAACGCAUGACGGACUUUGUGACGGAGGCUACCCAGUCAAUCUUCCAGCAUACCAUGCAAAACCCGCCUUCGUUUCGGAAGUGGGUCAACCAAGUCCUCUCCGCGACGCGACUCCCUUCGGCAACCAUCCUGCUCAGCCUGCAUCUCCUCAACGAUCGUGUGGUCAAGAACCCCGACUCCGUCACGCCGGGCGAAAAUCAGAUCUACCGCUUGCUCGCCGUGUCGCUUAUCCUUGGCAGCAAGUUCCUGGACGACAACACCUUCAUCAAUCGGUCAUGGUCCGACGUCACCGCCAUCAAGGUCACCGAGCUGAACUUGAUGGAGAUGGCCUGGCUGAAGCUGAUCCAAUACCACUUGCACAUCGAUCCCCGCGCGCAGAACGGUCUUCACACGUGGCUCGAUGCAUGGAAACAAUACGAGGCAAAGCACGCCGCGAAGCAGCAGCAGGCGGCCAGACUGUCGCCUCUCAACGCGAAUGCCUACCGCACUCCUGCCAACCGCGAACGCUUCUCGCCGUACCCCACUCCGUACAACGGCACCCCCAAUCAGGCAUACACGCCAACGACAUCCCGCUCUUCCCAGUUCGGACCAUCGCCCUACGUCGCGGCCGACCCAUGGGGCCAAAGCAACCAGCACCCGUUCGACGACUUCUACAAGCGUCAACGUCGCUGGCCUACUCUGACCGAGAUUGACGACGUCAAUCGGAGACUGUCUGCAGAACGUGCCCGACAGUCUGCACUUGCCUACCAACAGCAAGCGGCCCAGGCGUCUUACUACAACUCUCCAAGCUACGGCUCCGCAUGGGACCAGCAGGCGUGGAAUGGCGCACACCGAUACGACUGCGGUUGUUCUUCGUGCACCUACCACCAUCGCUACCCCAUGUCAUCCGGCUAUACUGCUCAGGCCGUCAUGGGCUAG
Messenger RNA from Neohortaea acidophila, 1377 nucleotides. RefSeq lists its product as uncharacterized. Gene Ontology annotation, molecular function: protein kinase binding; cyclin-dependent protein serine/threonine kinase regulator activity. The record is from RefSeq and is a predicted model, not a curated record. Bases 1 to 1377 code for a protein of 458 amino acids. Gene Ontology annotation, biological process: regulation of cyclin-dependent protein serine/threonine kinase activity. Lineage: Eukaryota; Fungi; Ascomycota; Dothideomycetes; Mycosphaerellales; Teratosphaeriaceae. Gene Ontology annotation, cellular component: nucleus; cyclin-dependent protein kinase holoenzyme complex. The transcript is spliced from 2 exons.